AUGAAAUUGUCUAUUCUUGUUAAGGCAAUGAAAAGAAACAAUGGAUUUAGAUAUGAUUAUUGCAUUGCAGAAUGUUCAGAACAUUUUUUAGAUGAUGUAUGCAAGCCAGUGUGUAUAGACAAGGGGUACUCGGAUGGAGGAUGUAUUGGUUUAGCACCAAAUUUUAAAUGUUGUUGUAAGAAAUGA
Arabidopsis thaliana (thale cress) is the source of this 186-nucleotide messenger RNA. RefSeq names its product Cysteine-rich protein. Bases 1 to 186 code for a protein of 61 amino acids. The record is from RefSeq and is marked reviewed. Lineage: Eukaryota; Viridiplantae; Streptophyta; Magnoliopsida; Brassicales; Brassicaceae. The transcript is spliced from 2 exons.